Penicillium canariense is the source of this 1260-nucleotide messenger RNA. RefSeq lists its product as uncharacterized. Lineage: Eukaryota; Fungi; Ascomycota; Eurotiomycetes; Eurotiales; Aspergillaceae. The transcript has 2 exons. The record is from RefSeq and is a predicted model, not a curated record. Bases 1 to 1260 code for a protein of 419 amino acids.
AUGGCGAAACCGACGCUCGAAGGCCUCCCAGCUGAGCUGCUUCUGAUCGUUCUGUCUCAGGUCUCAGAUUGGGAGUCUCUGAGGUCCAUCGUGCAUGCAUCACCAACUUGUCACAGCGUAUAUCUCAUUGUGCGUAGUGAGUUGCUUUGUGGCAUUUUGAAAAGGCAAUAUGGAGCACUUCUGGAUCUACCCGAGGCAAUCCUUGCCAUUCGCUCAAAAGGCCUUUUUUUCUUCGAAAACAAAGAGAAGGUCAUUGCCUUGUUAGACACCUGGCGUCGCAGGGAAGAGAUCAAACGACUGUCUUCAAUGUCUGCGACUCGACUGGAUGAGCCCGAUAGCCUAGAAGAGACUAUCGACUUGCUCUGGCUACACAAGGAAUUACAGUUCUUUCUGAAAGACUACUCGACGAACGUACCACGACCUUCGUGGAUAGAUCCAGCUCAGUGGAAUCACGAAUUACCAAUCCAGAUGUCACAUGCCGAACAACGCCGGUUCAUGAGAGCACUAUGUCGGUUAUACACCCAUGCCAAUAUUUUUGGGCAACCAGAAAAACACCCGUAUGACGGUUGUGAACUGAGAAUCAACACGUUCGACGACGAAGAGGCAUAUCGCAUCUUUUUCGGAACAAUGCCCCCUUGGGAAUAUGAAGAAAUGGGGUGCGUGUGGUCUUAUCUCAGACUCAAAUACGAUCCAGUCUACAAGGAGAUUACCGACACGCUAAGUGCGCUGAUCCAAAGCGCUAAAUCGAGCAAAAGGGAGUGCUUCUGGUUUCGGGAUGUCAUUCCAAAAGACCAAUAUCCACCAAACUGGUCUGUCCUAGUGGAUUGUGUCGAUUGUCUUGAAGAGAUUCCCGACUAUACAGACGGAUUAGCCUCCAUUGGUCCAGGGUUUCUUUACCGUGUCCUGCAUGCGAAGCCUCUAGUUCGACGCAAUAUGGUUAUGGCAAAUCUUGAUUCCUUUCCAUGUGAUACCUUUAUUGGAUUGGGACUCGGGAUAUCUUGGGAUGAGAGACUGCCUCUCACUGAUCCAGCAGAUCGACAUGAUGUUCCGGAUUUCGAACACUACUGGUCGAACUUGCCACCUCUUGAACAGCCUAACCUCGGCUGGAAAAGAUUGGGCUUAGUUCCUCACACGCCCGACCAAACACUCCAAGAGGCGCUUGAAUAUUUCCACAACCGGGAAAGAGAAGCAGAAUGGCUAUGGGGGUAUGCACUGUGGGAUGCUGAGAGGCUGAAAGCAUGGAAAGCCCCUCAAGUUUAA